Molecule: messenger RNA, 2049 nt
Organism: Suillus bovinus
Lineage: Eukaryota; Fungi; Basidiomycota; Agaricomycetes; Boletales; Suillaceae
Product: permease for cytosine/purines, uracil, thiamine, allantoin-domain-containing protein
Exons: 19
Coding region: 171-1814 (547 amino acids)
Biological process (GO): transmembrane transport; nucleobase transport
Cellular component (GO): plasma membrane
Molecular function (GO): nucleobase transmembrane transporter activity
Source: RefSeq, a predicted model, not a curated record
GCUUCAUCAGUCCCAAGUAUGCCUUGAUUCGGAGCCAAUAUCGAAAUUCGGCUCCAGACCUAACCGCAUGGUGUCACCAUAACGUUACCCCACCAUACUAAGUACUAUUCUCUGCAGAAUGGGGAGCUAAACAUUAAGACAUUGAGACUGAGUAUUACUGACCAUCCACCAUGGCCAACUCAAAUGAAACAGGUCCUCAUCCGUCUCGAUGGCGCAAGUUCCUCCAGUACAUUGAAGUACCAACCGAUCCUGGAGUGCCCAAUACACCAUGGCUCAACCGCGACCUCAUCCCCAUGCCAAAAGAGCGCCGCACCUACAAGAUAUGGACAUACUUCAUCUACUGGUGCAUCAGUGGUCUCUGCAUUUCAGGGUAUACCAUGGGCAGCACAUUACUCGCGUACGGCCUAGAUGCAAAACAGGCCAUCGUGACCCUCGUCAUCGGAGGUCUCAUUGUUGGAGGGCUUUGUGUCACCUGCGGAUGGAUGGGAGAGAGACACCACAUAGGCUUUACUGUGGCGUGCAGGUUUAGCUGGGGCAUGCGGCGAUUUCUUUUUAAGUGCAGGAAGCAGAUAUACGCAUUUAGCUGGGAUGGCCUCCAGGCCUACUGGGGUGGACAAGGUAACCUGCUUUCUAUUCCUGUUUUCUGUUCUGUCUCUGAUAAACUUUCGAAACAAACGUUAGCAGGAGGAACAUUACUGACCAAGGAUUUCAUAGGCAUGAUCAUUUACUACGUGUUCUUCAUCACAAUCAUGCGCAUCCCUCCCGAGCGGCUUCAGAAACCAUUCAUUGUCUCAUCUGUCAUGUUUAGCUGCACCCUGAUCGGACUUCUUGCUUGGGCGGUCUCGAACACGCAUUCUGGUGGUCCCUUGUUUCGUGAGCAAGCCAGUCCCACCCACGGUGGAACAGGAUGGGCUAUGUUAUUUGGUAUCACCGCGAUUCUUGGCGGAUGGGGCGGUGCGACUGUUGGUCAAAGCGAUUGGACACGCUAUACAAACCGGCCAUAUACGCCAACGCUAUCUCAGCUCAUCGCCGCUCCAUUUUGCAUCAUUGUGUGUGCCACGAUUGGCAUCGUUGUCACGUCAUGUGCCCAAGAAAUUGUAGGGAGUUUGAUUUGGGAGCCUUUCCUGCUUCUCGCGACUCUGCAGGAUUACUAUAAUGACUCUUCAAGAGUCCGCGCUGCGAUUUUCUUUGCCGGACUCGGCUGUGUAUGCGCACAGCUCGGCAUUAACAUUGUUCUCAACUCUGUGAGCGCCGGAAUGGAUCUCUCGGGUGUCUUACCACGCUAUAUCAACAUCAGGAGGGGUGCUUACCUGCUCGCCUUCCUGGGACUAGCUUCGAACCCUUGGCAAUACCUGUCUGACGCUUCAAUUUUCUUGACCGUAAUAUCUGGCUUCGGAAUAUUCUUCGCUCCCUUUUCUGGGAUCCUUCUCGCCGACUACUUCGUAGUAAGGAGACGCAUGAUCAGCCUUGAGGACUGCUACGUCGGCGACAAACGCUCUAUUUACUGGUACUGCAAUGGCAUCCACUGGCGUGCCCCACUCGCCUGGGCGCUUGGGGUCUUCCCAACCAUGCCUGGGCUAAUCAUGACAACCCGUGACGCGACUGCGUGGAAUGUGUGGGUGCGCAUUUUCCACAUUGCGUUCUUUGUCGGUCUUUUGAUAUCAUUCGUCGCGUUCUCGGUGAUUUGUUGGGCCUCACCCCCCGGAAAUGUGGGUAUUGGAGUGUUGUAUCAUGAAGAAAGUAGUUUUGAAGCGGAGGGCGAGCUGGAGAUCGAAGAGAAGGAAGAAAAAGGGACCAGUGUGGGCCUAGCAUAGACGGUGGUUUAUUCUGAAUAACAUAGAUACAAGGUUGCGGAUUAAGGACUGCGGUAAGGGCUGCGAGCUAACCAAGUCCUUGGCAUCACAAUGCCGAGGAGUCCUACAAGUCGAUGCAAUGAUCUUUGGCUCUUUCACACCUUAACAAGGAAUGUCAAUUAUUCAACUUCGCAGUAGUGUAUUAUAAGUGUACGAUGAUAUGUGGUCGAACAGAAUACGAUUUCAAGCAAAGUUG